UUUAAUUGCAGGUCAGAAUUUAAUGCCAGAUUUCUUCUUGAGUGAUAGUGAUUUGGAAUCAUUUGGUCCUAUUGAUAACAUGAAAAUUUCGGAGUUACAAGGUUCUGCAAAGGAAGAAACAGCUGAAGCAAGUGAGAUAAGAACAGUUUUUAGCAAAAUAAAAAAUUUAACAAAUGAAGAAUUGGUCAAACAGACUAAUGGAGUCUUUCAGUUUAUAGUUAAAGAUAAAGAUGAGAUUAGUUGGUACAUUGAUUUAAAGAAUGGAAAUGGUGACGUGGGUCAAGGCGAUCCGCCGGGAAGUAAAGCAGAUGUUACAUUCAUGACAGAUUCUAAAAAUUUUUUGAAAAUGUUUAGUGGUUCUCUGAAACCCACAUCAGCUUUUAUGGCAGGCAGCCUUCGUAUCAAAGGCAACAUGGCACUGGCCAUGAAAUUAGACAAGUUGCUAGCUCAGAUGAAAUCUAAAUUGUAAUUAAUAUGCCUGUCUUUACUUGAAUAUAAUACAAAUAUUUUUUUAUUAUUUUUAACAAAAAAGUUAAAUUUUUAUAAAGAUUUUGAAUCCUACAAGUUUUUAAUGAAAGAAUUUAUAUCAUAUGCAACUAUCAGUUUGGCAUUAUUUCUAAAUGAAUAUUAACUCAAAACUAAAACUAACUUUUAAAAUUAAGUUGUAAUUUCGAAAAAAUUGUUAUUUUAUAUAAAUGUGUUGUUAUCAUUUAAAUGUUUUUACUUUUAACAAAAUGAAUAAAAUUGUUUUGUAAAAAGAUGGACUUCACACAAAUAUAAAAGUAACUCGGCCAGAUGUUUUCAUAUUUACACUAUGAACUCAUCCUUAAGUCAAUUUAUUUGACUUACAAUAAAAACUAAGUAAAUAAAUUAUGUUCUGGCUUCAUUAAAUAUUGGUAAAGACAGAUCUGGUAUUACUUUUAUAUAUUAUUUGGUGAAAAGCCAAUAUUUUUGUUUUUUGAU
Messenger RNA from Centruroides sculpturatus (bark scorpion), 963 nucleotides. Its product is annotated as hydroxysteroid dehydrogenase-like protein 2. Bases 23 to 469 code for a protein of 148 amino acids. Gene Ontology annotation, cellular component: mitochondrion. Lineage: Eukaryota; Metazoa; Arthropoda; Arachnida; Scorpiones; Buthidae. The transcript has 2 exons. The record is from RefSeq and is a predicted model, not a curated record.